Uranotaenia lowii is the source of this 486-nucleotide messenger RNA. RefSeq lists its product as uncharacterized. The record is from RefSeq and is a predicted model, not a curated record. The transcript has 2 exons. NCBI's taxonomy places the organism in Eukaryota, Metazoa, Arthropoda, Insecta, Diptera, Culicidae. Bases 115 to 486 code for a protein of 123 amino acids.
ACACACGAUUUCUACAAAAAUUUAUUUUUUUUGGUUUAAAGAUAUUUUUGGAUCCAGAAUCGGGAGAAAGAUAAAUAUAUCAAUCUCCCCAAAACUACGCGGAAGCUUCGAGGGAUGACGACAACGCAUGUGAUGAAGGGCACCAAUAGCUUCGAAGAAAGAAUUCGACUCGGAGUGGUGUUCCGGAAAGCUGCGAAGUCAAGAACCAGGACAAGCACAGCAGGAAACAACAUCCAGAAAGUGCAAGGCUUCAACAUGAACAUCCGGAAUGUGCUUCAUGCAACAUCCGGAUGGUCCAAUUGGUGCAUCCAGAUCGAAGACGAAGCAUGUCGCUCAUCCGGACGAACUCAGGAAGCUGCGAGUCAGCCAAACAACCUAGUGAAAAAAGUUAAAAAAUACAAAAUCUGCAUUCGUGAAAAGAAAAUCGGAUACGAUAGAAGUGUUCUUCGGAACACCCGGAAGGUGUUUUCCGGAACAUUCCUAUAA